AUGCCUCUUUUCCCUGUGGGUACGGGUGUCGCUCCGGACGCAGACUCUUCCCAGAUGGAGUCAGACCCCGUGAAAAGAACGCAGUCACCAUCUGCGGCGACGAAAAUCAAAAACCGGCGCAAGCGCUAUCUGGACAUGCACCCGGAGUAUUUCUCUGCUGAUCUCGAGCUAGCCGACCCGUUGCUGUAUGAUCGCUUGAUCCGUCGAUUCCAGACUCCAGCCGAGAGGGAGGCUGAAGGACGUGCCAAAGGCUUCUCAGGUGUGCUGCAAGCGGACCUAUGUAGAUCCGAGGCCAAGUUCGAGGCCCUUUCCCAUCCUGAUCCUCACGCCAUGUUCAGCUAUACUCGUGGCCCAAACGGAGAGAUCCUCGCGGAAGAUAGAGACGAAAUUCCCCCGAAUAAGGAAGAAGGGGAGAAGGCGUGGCGAUGGGAGAUGACCUUGCGGUUCCUGAGGGGUGAAGAUGGCGAUUUCGAUUAUGCCUCGGUUGACGACAAUGAUGAGUAUGAUGAUUGGAACGCCGAGCAGGAAAAGUACUUCGAUGAUGAAGAACCAGAGUGGCUUGUGGAAGGAGUAGACGAUGGAGAAGUCAAGUCCCAUCUGCAAGGCGAAACUGGUCUUCACUUGUUCAGCUGCUUCACGAUUUUGGCAAGGGAGCGGAAGUUUUUGCUGCGCUUGUUUGCAGCUUAUUCUCGCCGAAUGGGCUGGGACCCCAUUUUCAUAUCACACGAUCAAAACGUCAUUAAUGACGCAUCUUCCAUAUCCGUAAUGGGAAUGCCUCAUAGCUCUUGCUUUAGCAGGCCCUCUCGCCCUCCUGCCGAACUGAGAAUGCAGUGCUCUUCGCUGUAUCUUAAUAAGGAUGAAUUUCAUUCCGUGGAUACGCCUACUGAACCAGGCUACUGUAUCCAGGAUGAAACUAUACUUGCUCGCGGCCAGAUUGAGCGUUAG
Aspergillus niger is the source of this 945-nucleotide messenger RNA. RefSeq lists its product as hypothetical. NCBI's taxonomy places the organism in Eukaryota, Fungi, Ascomycota, Eurotiomycetes, Eurotiales, Aspergillaceae. Bases 1 to 945 code for a protein of 314 amino acids. The transcript is spliced from 3 exons. The record is from RefSeq and is a predicted model, not a curated record.